UUAUCAUUCACCAUGAUGUAUGUUUUAGCAAUGGGAGGUAACGUUGCAAUUUUGAUAAUUGUCAAAGUAGAAGAAAGCCUCCAUGAACCUAUGUAUAUUUUUCUCUGUAUGUUAGCCAUUGUAGAUCUCGUCUUAUGUAAUACUGUCCUACCUAAAAUGCUGUCAAUGCUGUGGUUUAUGCAAAACAAAAUAAGUUUUGAAGGCUGCUUCACUCAGAUGUUUCUUGUUCAUUCAUUUACAGUAGCUGAAUCAUCAGUUUUACUUGCAAUGGCCUUUGAUCGAUACACUGCUAUAUGCAAUCCAUUAAGAUACACAACUAUUUUUACAAAAACAUUUAUGCUCAAAAUUGGACUUUUUUGUUUUAUUAGAGGAAUCAUUUUAAUAGCACCAGAGCCAUGGCUUGCAUCAAGGUUACCAUACUGUGCCUCAAAGGUUGUUCCAAUUUCAUACUGUGAUCACAUGUCAGUUGUAAAACUUGCUUGUACAGAUACAACAAUUAACAAUGCAUAUGGGUUAGCAGCACUGAUUUUAAUUAUUUUUGUUGAUUCUGCUCUUAUUGUCUUGUCGUACAUCAAAAUACUUCAUGCUGUAAUGAAUCUUGGGAGUGGAGAAGAACGUAAAAAGGCUUUAAAUACCUGUGGGUCUCAUCUCUGUGUUGUACUAUUUACAUACAUAACUGCACUUUUUUCCCUUAUUACCCACAGAAUAAGCAAACUAGCUGGUUCCGAUGCUUUGGUUACAUUUUCCUGCUUGUAUGUAGCUCUUCCUGGAAUGAUGAAUCCAAUUAUCUAUGGUAUCAGAACAAAAGAAAUUAGAAAGCACAUCUUGAAGCAUUUAAAUAAGGAUUCAACUGGUUAA
Molecule: messenger RNA, 858 nt
Organism: Protopterus annectens (West African lungfish)
Lineage: Eukaryota; Metazoa; Chordata; Ceratodontiformes; Protopteridae
Product: olfactory receptor 52K1-like
Exons: 1
Coding region: 13-858 (281 amino acids)
Biological process (GO): G protein-coupled receptor signaling pathway
Cellular component (GO): membrane
Molecular function (GO): G protein-coupled receptor activity; olfactory receptor activity
Source: RefSeq, a predicted model, not a curated record